Molecule: messenger RNA, 752 nt
Organism: Lytechinus variegatus (green sea urchin)
Lineage: Eukaryota; Metazoa; Echinodermata; Echinoidea; Temnopleuroida; Toxopneustidae
Exons: 2
Coding region: 150-740 (196 amino acids)
Source: RefSeq, a predicted model, not a curated record
AUAACAAAUAUUUUGUUUUUCGAUCUUAUUUUGUGUUUCUUAACCUACUCAGAAAUCAAGUAUUCAUCCUCCCUCCUUCCAUCCCGGAAUACAAUAAAUCAUCGAAUGGAGCAUGUUUAGAAAUUGGUACCAAACAACCACCUCAUCGAAUGAUAAGCCAUCAGGAGCCGGGUUUCGACGCGCAUUCAGUGCAGCGGUGCAGCGCGCCAAAUACUUCAUCACAAAAUUCAUCGUUACCAACCCCUUUAUCGCCUGCAAGAGUUAUUUCUAAUCGUCUGAGAAAAAGCAAAUCUCGAAAGAUGUCGAGUUCCACCCGUAACCGUGGUAACAUCGAGGAGAGUUUGACAGAGAAAGAUGGAAAGAGUAAACCACUGCCAGAUGAAUACCUCGUCGAUCUCGAAAUUGUUCAAAUUCAUCGUCGGCCGUAUUUCCAGACUCAAGACAGCAGGGAACUUGUAGAGGUUCGUCCCCGUGGCUUGAGGGAUGAUGGCCCAACUCUUCUCGCGUUUAGAGCAUUGUCAGGACAUAUCAUGAUCGACUGGAGAGCAAAGAGCAACUAUAAAGCGGCAGAAAGGAUCAAGGAAUUGAUGCCAUUAGCAUCCUUGCAGGGCCCACGUCACGAUCAACUGCACGAACCAGCCCCUGCGCACACACAGUCCUCAACCAUCACUGCGCAACAUCCUCGUGACGUCACACUACUUGUUGCCAAUGGCAUCGUCUAUAAAGUCAGCGACGCGUAGUUUAUUCUCAAG